CAAAAUCAGGGAAGCUCAAAAGAGAACAAAAUGGGGCGAAAAACAGAGUACUGGUUACUGAAAACAGAACCAGGAGAGUGGUCAUGGGAGGACCAAGAAGCUAAUGGAGGAAUUUCAAAGUGGGAUGGAGUAAAAAACAAGCAAGCCCAGAAGUAUCUAAAGUCCAUGAACAUAGGAGAUCUCUGUUUCUUCUACCACUCUGGGUCCAAAGCCCGGAGGAUAGUUGGUGUAGUCUCAGUGACGCGUGAAUGGUACACAGAUGAUGAUGAUGACGGUGGUGGCGCCGUGGAUGUCAAGGCGGUUGGUGAGAUGAGGAGGGUUGUGGACCUUGCGGAGAUGAAAAGGGAUGAAGGGUUGAAGGGUUUUGUGCUUUUUAAACAGAGUAGGUUGUCUGUUGUGCCGGUGGAAAAGGGGUUUUGGGAUAAGAUUUGUGAAAUUAGUGGGGGAUUUGAGGGUGAUGAAUAGUUUUUGUAUGUAAGGUGUUUGCGUUUUUGUUUAAGAGAGAAGCUUAUCUUUACUGUUAUGGAGUUUUGGGGUGGUUGGAUUUUGACAAAGGAGUCAUCGGUUCAGCGACAAGUAUAGCUAGCUUGUUGAUAAUGGGUAUGUAAAGCUUUCAAUUUGUUCUUCCAAAAGAGUAAUGGUAGUAUUGUAUAUUUGCUUGCUUAAUACAUCUGAUUUGAUAUUGACAACAAAAUGUUGGAGUGUUUGGUUUAGCAAAAGAAUAGGUACAAAUUACGAUCUUUGAAGUCA
This is a messenger RNA of Solanum tuberosum (potato), 750 nucleotides long. RefSeq names its product thymocyte nuclear protein 1. The transcript has a single exon. The record is from RefSeq and is a predicted model, not a curated record. The coding region runs from base 31 to 465 and encodes 144 amino acids. Gene Ontology annotation, cellular component: nucleus. Lineage: Eukaryota; Viridiplantae; Streptophyta; Magnoliopsida; Solanales; Solanaceae.